Messenger RNA from Symbiodinium sp. CCMP2592, 2541 nucleotides. The record is from the annotation of a GenBank genome assembly. NCBI's taxonomy places the organism in Eukaryota, Dinophyceae, Suessiales, Symbiodiniaceae.
AUGGCGGGCAGCUCUCAAGGACCUGCUUGCAGAGGAAACCGAUUCUUGCACAGUUGGUGCUUGCUUUCUGCUUGCGCAUGGCUCCUCGAAGCGCGGGAUGCCAAGGAUCAUUCCGAGCACAUGUUGCUCCCAGAGCCCGAAGAUCGUGCAGAGAGGCAGCUCUCUCAGCUUGGCAGGGAUGAAGACAUGACCACAGAGACCGGGAAGCAGGGCAUCAUGCGUCGGGAAGUGAGCUCUGCCUCAUCUCUGGAGAACGUCUCACUCUGGCGGAGUUGCCGUGAACUGGAUCUCGCCGACUGCUGCCGCGUGGGUCUGCUACGGGUGAACGACGGGCAGGGCAGCUGUCGCUGCGCCAAUGCCUCGGACCCAGCGGGUGCCAAGCGGAAGGCGACCAUCUGCUCCCUUCGCUGGCAAGCUUGCAGCGAACUCCAGAAGGAGUCUUGCUGCCACAUGACUCCCGCCUCACUGCUCGUGGCUUUUGGGAAUAGCUCGGCCUCUGGGUACUCCAGCCACUGCGCCUGUGCCAAUGCCAGCUUUUUUGGGCUCUCGCAAGAAGCGGUGGGGAGACAGUGUGGGGUGGACAGGGAGGCAGAGAGCUGCGGAGGUGCCAGCCUCUUCUUCGCGCCUCUCGCCAAUGUGUCCGCUCGAAUCGGGCGGAAGCACUUCCACAGCGACGGGAGCAGCCGCCUCUGGUCCUUUGAGAACCGAAGCUGUCCCAGCAGUGCUUCGGUCCACUUCACUGCACCCGUGUCGGAGGGGCGAGACUACGUGCUCCGCAUGGAGGCACGAAGAUCCUUGCGGCCAGAGUCCGGACGUCCAGCUCCGGUUCUGCAGCUGACGAUCGGCAACAGCAGCUUCGAGAAGCCCGUGCAAGCGCAGCCCAUGCAGCGGUGGCACUGGCUCCAGCAGCAGUUUCGAGGCAUCUCGCAGGGGAUGGAGAUCAGGAUUCGCCUCGAGCCCGAUACCUGCGUGGACCUCGGGCGUGUUGAACUGGCAGCCUGUCCCGAUCGGUCCCUUCAGUCCGAAAAGAUCUCGGCUUUUGCCCUUUCCACAGAUCACACGAACAAAGGCUCAGAGGAGGAACCCACCUCUGACUCGGCCCAGGACACCGAAGAGUCAUCAGAGGACCAGGAAUUAGAGAUCAAGGACCUGAGGAAGCAAGUUCAGAAGGACCAGGAGAAGAUGGAGGAACUUGAGAGCCAAGCUCAGGUCGCUGAGGCCCAGAAGGAGGAAGCGGAGGAGGCUUCCACAGCGGCCAAGGCAGAAAGCGGAAAAGUCUCCGGAUGGGUCUUCGUACUGCUGGCCGCCAUAGUCGGAAUGGCCCUGGCAUCUAUACCGCUGAUACCGAAGAUAAAGGCCGAGCUGGAAAAGCGCAAGGUUGCGGGGAAAGGCCAGGGGUCUGCGGAAGCUGAGCCAAAAGCUGCUGCCAAGGCCAAAGGCAAGGCCAAAGCCAAAGGAGGUGGCAAAGGCCAGCAAGUCUCACCGGCGACACUGCAGGCGGUCUUGAAGAUCCAGGCCGUGAUCCGGGGCUGGAAGGCACGCCUGGACGUCCACCCAUCCGGGCCGAAGGAGAAGUCGCGAACGCUCAACGAUGGGGAACAGCUCGUCUUUUCCAUUCAGAACAUCAGCCUCAAGAACGUGCCCGACGUGAACAUGUUCGGAGGAGUGGAUCCGUUUGUGGAGGUGCAGACGGGCUUCAACAAAGAUCCGACCUCGAAAGGGAAGACCACGGCGUCUCCUGAAAAGUCGGCGAAGACAGAGAUGCUGCAGAGUCAGAACAACCCGAAGUUCGAAACAGGACUCGAGCUGACGAAGGUGUACAACCAGUCGGACCAGUUUAUCAACUUUCUUCUCUUCGAUUCUGGCACGACGGAAGACACCUUCAUCGGGAGCAAAGGUCUGGCUGUCAGCAAGCUGGUCUCUGGAGUCAAGAGCUUUACCUUCGAUGCUCCUUUCAAGCCGCUCCCACAGGAAGUGGAGCUGAAGCCCGCCGUGGCCGUGGAGAAGGGCAAGGACAUCAAGGCAAAGUUCGACCUCUUCGUGUUCGAGGCCCUGAAGUUCAGCUUCAACAUCAAGCAAGGAGACAAGCUGCCGGAGGUCGACCAGUUUGGUGGAAUCGACUCUUUCAUCGAGAUUCGAGCUACACGCGGUGAUGUGAGGAAAGCGGACUUCUCAUUGGAGCCAGACAAGAAGUGCAUCUGGAGUGGGAAGACGAACGUUCAUCCCGACACCGUGACCCCCAAGUACAACCAGGAGCUCAAGGCCGUCUUGCCCGGUGAUCCAAGCUUGCUGAUCCAAAUCAUCCUUUGGGACAGCAACGCACCCAUGGCCGACUAUCCCGUGGGCCAUCACGUCAUGGAGAUCAAGGAGGAGAUCUCCCACCAGCAGAACUUGGAUCCGCUCGAACACAUUAUCAAGUUUCAGAAGAUCCCGGGUCAACCAGCAGUUCCGGGAUACAACAAAGCAACGCUGAAGUUCACCUUGCAGACCUCCCUGGCGGAAGCGGGCACGCCGCCACCAAAGCCCAAGGCGAAAGCCAAA